UUCUCUGUUCUCUGUUAGGCUUUGGGAAAUGCCUCGUCAUCGGAGACCCACACUACAUGACGUUUGAUGGCUUGAUGCAUCACUUCCAAGGCAAAAAGACAUAUGUGCUGUCUCAGACGGUCUCCAGCAUCUCUGACCGUCUGCCAGCCUUCAGCAUCGAGGGGAAGAACAAGCUAGUGACUAAAAGGCCAGACCUUUCCUUUCUCCAGGAGAUACAUAUCAGCGUUUACAAUCACACCGUGUGGUUGGGGCAGAAGAAGCAGCUAGUGGUGGAUGGAGUGAACACCAUUCCCCCAGCCCAGCCUCAUGAAGGUCUUCGCAUAUACCAGAAACCAAUGAGAAUCUACCUGGAGACAGAUUUUGGCUUAUCACUCAGCUACGAUGGUGUUGAAAACUUAGAUAUGGUCCUGGCCAACACCUACAAGAACAAAGUCGAAGGCCUGUGCGGCAACUUUGAUGGGAAGUAUAAAAACGACUUUACCAAGCCAGACGGCACUCGCGUCCAGGAUGUGGACGUGUUUGGGGAGAGCUGGAAAGUCCCCGUCACAAGAACAGUCUCCCGCCGCAGGCGAGACGUCCUUUCCGAAGAGCAGCUGGACGCUCUCGAGUUAAACACGGGGCUCACCAGAGGGUGCAGUUCCAGCCAGCUGAGCCUUGUGAACUCCACUUCCAAGUGUGGGAUUCUUACCGAUCCAAACGGCCCCUUUGCGAAGUGUCACCCCAACGUCUCCGUCAGCUUCUCCCAGAUGGGCUGUGUCUUUGACCUGUGUGCGGAAGCUGAUAACAGUGCUGUGCUGUGUCGGCAUCUGGAGCAGUACGCACAGACCUGUCAGCAGAACGGGGUCACUCUGGAAAACUGGAGACAGCAGACGUCUUGUGAGAUGCAGUGUCCCCUGAACAGCAAGUACAGCAGCUGCAUGAGCGCGUGCCCGGAUUCCUGCAGCAACCUGGCGGCCUCCUCCGAGUGCGAGGCCCCCUGCGUUGAAGGCUGCGAAUGCCUCUCUGGAUACGUCCUCAGUGGCUAUAACUGUGUGCCCUACAAGGCGUGCGGCUGCACCUUCCUCGGCACAUACUAUCAGGCUGGAGAAAAGUUCACGACUGAGGACUGCUCGCAGACGUGUGUGUGCACAGAAAGUUCCAGCAUCGCCUGUUCCAGGGCAACGUGCGCACGCAGCGAGAUCUGCGCCGUCGCUAACUUCACUCGCGGGUGCUAUGCGCCUGGCCCAUGCCUGGCGGAUCCUUGUGACAAUGGGGGGAUUUGUACGGAGGCUACAGACCAAUCCAGCAACAGCUCUGCCAACUUCAGCUGCGUGUGCCCGGAAGGGUACCAGGGCCUUCGCUGCGAAGAUGAAGUGAUCACACAAGUUAACAAGCCUAAACCACCCGUGGAC
Messenger RNA from Pelodiscus sinensis (Chinese soft-shelled turtle), 1391 nucleotides. NCBI's taxonomy places the organism in Eukaryota, Metazoa, Chordata, Testudines, Trionychidae. The record is from RefSeq and is a predicted model, not a curated record.